ACAUACAUGUACAUAGACAUAUAUACAGACUUUGUUUUUAUGUUCAUUUGCAAAAAUAUGCAUAAUAUUUUAGUAAUUAAUAUGUACCCAGUGUAAUUUAUUGGAAGUGAGUGAGAGAGUUUGGAAAAUGGAAAAAAAGCUGACAGUAACCAGCUUGCACGAGUUGUCAGAAUUCAUGUACCUCAUACCUGCUUUUAGUGCACAUGAACUUUGAAAGUUCAAUAUUAAAGAAUAUUAAAGAGAUGAAUAAUGAGUAUACGCCACAUGCUCAUUAUUGCAUGUGUGAACACUUGCUCAUUCAUGUAUAUCUAUUUUUUAUAUAUUUUUUCACAUCCCCUUUUCUUUUUCUUUACAUACACAGUCACCUGCAGAUAGCUUUACAUAAUACAGCCACGGAUGAAAACAGAUAUGAGUACACCAAAGGCAUGUAUCGGAACUGCAAUAGAUCAGGGUUGCUCUUUGGAUAUGCAAGAAAUUAGUAAGUGAAACCUGCUGCUAAGGACUUUAGUUGUGAUAGUUGCUCUCUAAAGAGGGAAAACAGAUAAAAAUAACUAUGUUAUAUCUGCCCACGAUGAAGGAGAAUACAUGCUGGCCAGAGGGAGUAAACAUAAAUGAUUGUCAGAUUGGCUCUUGGAGUACUGACACAUUAUACAUGAUGGGGAAAAGGGAGAAGGAAAGCAGCGCAGGGACAGAUUGAGAGGCCAAGGAGCUGCCAUUUUGUCCUGAUGGAAGGAGAAUGUGCUGGAAGGAGCAGAUUGUGAGGCAGGAGAGGGAGAGAGGAGGUUACAGGCAGAUGGUGAUGACGAUGACUCCUCCCAGGGGCAUUUGGCAAACUCUUACAAGUGGCAUUUCUUUGUUGCAGGCAGUGUUGUGUUUGGCCUGUCCCGUUUGUGGUAAAACCUUUGGUGGGCGCAACCGGAAACAGAACCUGGGAUUCCAUUUGAUGAUCCACACGGGAGAAAAGCGCCACCAGUGCCCUUACUGUCCACACAAAUCAACUCUUAAAUUCAAUUUGAUCAAACACAUUCGUAACAUUCACGGUGACAUGAUGAAUCCGAUGACACUAGAACAUCAGUUUCAGGGUUUGGAGCCGAAUCAGUGGGAAUGAUGGAGGGUUCGGGCGUUGCCCCUCGGGCCCUGAUGUGUCCCUUCUGCAACAAGGUGUUUGCCGGGCGCAACCAACACCAGCGGCUGCGGUAUCACACGCUCACCCACACCGGCGAGAAGCCCCAUGCCUGCCCCUACUGCCCUCACCGAGCCAGACUCAAGUUCAACCUGCAUAAGCACAUCCGUGCUCUCCACAAGGACCAGCUGGCUGCCAACUGUCCCCCAGCUGAGUUCUGAUGCCUCCCUCUGGCCCCGGCCCUCGAGGCCUUGCGUGCCACUACUCACACCUAGUUGUGGAACUUGCUAUCUCUCCAGUGGGGGCUCUGUAGUUUUACCUCUGUGCUUUUUUUAAAAACUUAAAAAAUGGAAAAGGUUUCAUUUUGAUAUGGGCUUCAUGGAGAUAUAUGAAGGGAAGCACAAAGGGAUCUGAUUCACAGUUUAAAAUUUGCAUAGGCAGUGUUGUGCACCAAUCCUUUUGUCUCAAGCAUUUUUGUGUUUGUAUAUAUAAAAAAUUAGGUUUCAAUUCGAAUUGUUCAGAUAUUCAUUGACAAUCUGUGUCUUUAUUGAUCAUUAUAUAAUAUAUGCAAAUUUUUUCCUCUUCCCUAUUUAUCCUCUUUUUUUUCUACUGAAAAAUUUUGCUUUUAUUUUGGGUUUCUUAUUAGUUGUGUGCUGCUCUUCUGUUAACCAUGAUGCCUGCCUUAUUACAUCUUUUUCUUCUUUUCUCUCCUUUCUAUUUUUCCUUUUCUUUUUUAAUGACCCAAGUGAUGUGUGGUGGGUGUGCAGGAGUGAUG
Molecule: messenger RNA, 1898 nt
Organism: Penaeus vannamei (Pacific white shrimp)
Lineage: Eukaryota; Metazoa; Arthropoda; Malacostraca; Decapoda; Penaeidae
Source: RefSeq, a predicted model, not a curated record